AUGGAUCGCCGCAUUACUCGCUCUGCAGCACGGGCUGCUGCAUUAAUUGCAGAGGGAAACAGCACUUCCAUCACUCAAGAGUCAGGCACUAAAGUGAACAAACGAAAGCGUCUCAAUCAAACUGACACUUCCAAUGCCCCCAAUACUCUAAAUACGCCCAAAACAAACACAAUCACUGAGUUGAAAUCCUCCAAUGAUCCCAAUCUAGAAAUCAAGCAAGAGAAGCCAGUGUCACGCCCAGCCUUGUUUGGUGAACUCCCUCACAACCUAGGAUCUGCGCCAGUCCCAUUAUCUGUAACAGUGCAGCCUACAGUCCCAAUUGCUAAGUCUGACAAGGAAAACCAAACUUUAGAGGGCAAACAAGUUCACAAUCUCGCUACUGAGCUCCAAGAUACUGUGGACAAAGCUACAACCAAGUUGGAAAAAAAACCUAAGUGUCCAACUACCCCAACCGGCCGGAAGCCCAAGAAGAAUACUUAUGGCUUGACGCCCGGUAUCUCUCCUUUUCCCGAGCUAGUUCGGCCAACCGCCGAGGAGUGUGAAGAUGUCAAUCAGCUGUUAUCCAGCAUUCAUGGGGUAUUCACUGCACCAGCAACCAUCCCUGAACCCUCCCUGACAGUCACUGGAUGUGGUGAGGUCCCAUCUGUUCUGGAUGCCCUAAUCCGUACCCUUCUCAGCGGGGCCACCACUGGUACCAAUGCCGCUAAGGCCUUCGGUGGACUUGUCCAACGGUUCGGCAUUCUUUCAGAAGGCAUUGGCAAGGGCAGUGUGAAUUGGGAUGCCGUACGACAGGCUACCGUGAGAGAUGUGUUCGAAGCAAUUAAAAGUGGUGGCUUAGCCGACAUCAAAAGCAAGAACCUCAAGACGAUUCUUGACAUGGUCCACAAGGACAAUCAGGCGCGCCGAGCUACAUUGUUAAACUCUGAGUCCAAGAAUGACUCAAUGUCUAAGCUGGUACCUGAGAAGGCUGAAAAGGACAAGCAAUAUGAGAUUGCCUGUGCAGAUCAGAACUUCCUCUCUCUAAAUCACCUCCACAAUCUCUCCACUGAAGAAGCCAUGACCGAACUGAUCAAGUACCCCGGAAUCGGACCCAAGACAGCCGCCUGUGUGAUCCUGUUCUGCCUCCAGCGGCCGUGUUUCGCCGUCGAUACCCACAUCUUCCGGCUCUGCCGUUGGCUCGGGUGGAUUCCUGCGCGUGCAAACGAAGUAAGCGCCUUCAGCCACCUGGAAGUACGCAUCCCCGACCACUUGAAGUAUUCGCUUCACCAACUGUUCAUCCGGCAUGGGAAGACCUGCCCCCGGUGCCGAGCUGCUACAGGCGAGUCCAGUGCUGGCUGGGAUGACGGCUGUGUUAUUGAUCACCUCUUAACUCGCGAUGGGAAGCGCAAAGGCAAUGGUCCGGCUGUUGUUUCUAAGAAGAAAGCAGCUGCCAUCAGCUCGGCUGGUAAGCGUAAGAGAACGAACAAGGACUCCGAGGAGGAGACUGAGGAAAGCGAGUGUUCGAUUUCCGACGAAACAAGUGAUGAGUGA
Messenger RNA from Penicillium griseofulvum, 1530 nucleotides. RefSeq names its product endonuclease III domain-containing protein. Bases 1 to 1530 code for a protein of 509 amino acids. The record is from RefSeq and is a predicted model, not a curated record. The transcript has a single exon. NCBI's taxonomy places the organism in Eukaryota, Fungi, Ascomycota, Eurotiomycetes, Eurotiales, Aspergillaceae. Gene Ontology annotation, biological process: base-excision repair. Gene Ontology annotation, molecular function: catalytic activity.